This is a messenger RNA of Polypterus senegalus (gray bichir), 6040 nucleotides long. It is a transcript of the gene rgs17, whose product is annotated as regulator of G protein signaling 17. The record is from RefSeq and is a predicted model, not a curated record. Lineage: Eukaryota; Metazoa; Chordata; Cladistia; Polypteriformes; Polypteridae. The transcript is spliced from 6 exons. The coding region runs from base 549 to 1151 and encodes 200 amino acids.
AGACGCGCAUUACUGAUGCAUUUUGCCAACAGUGAUUCUUCUUUUGUUACCGAUGAAUAUUUUAACGUGUUCACUUUUUCUUUCAGAAAUGCCAUUUGCUUUACUGGCAACGUUCUACUGGCGACUAUAUAUAUAUAUAUAUAUAUCCCUUUUUUUCUUUUUCAGACCCUUGCGCCCCUCCCGCAGCCUUUGCAGCGCCAGUUGGAAAGAGACUGACAACACUGCACAUGCUCAGUGUGUCUCUGUCGGCUCGCCGUUUAAGUUGGGUGGACAGGAGGAAAAUAUCCUUGCUAGAAAUUAAAGCUGCCAGCAGCAGCCGUCUCAUGUACUGUAUACAACCAAGAAAGCUUAAGUUUAGCAAACAAAUGCGGAGCAGCUUAACAAUUUGAAAAGGAAUGAAGCAAGCAGCUGAGAGCAGCCUAUUCACAUCUUACACCUGUUUUUCUUCAUUUCUGAGUGCAUCUAUUUACCAUAUCAACAUGACUUUCCUCCUAGACAAUGUCCAGAAAAUAAUUACUUCACAAGAAAAGAAGUGCUAAAAAUCUGAAAUGAGAAAGAGACAACAUAGUGAUGGAAAUUCUCAAUCGUCUGGCAAUCCAAGGCCUGCCCCAUAUGGCUGUACUUGGUGCCUUUGCUGGCGCUGCACAUGGAAUGAAGAGAGAGUUGAAGGCUUUGAAAGACCCUCUCAUACAACUAAAAUGGAAAGUUUUGAGACCACAGAAGAGUGUUUACAAAUAACUCUACAAGAAGUUAUAUCAUGGGGCCAAAACUUUGAAAAAAUGAUGAGUACUUCAACAGGAAGAAAUGUAUUUAGAGAAUUUCUCCGCUCAGAAUAUAGUGAAGAGAAUUUGCUUUUCUGGCUUGCCUGUGAGGACUUGAAGAAUGAACAGAAUUCAAAAGUGGUAGAGGAGAAAGCAAGGACAAUCUAUGAAGACUAUGUUUCGAUACUUUCCCCAAAGGAGGUUAGUCUGGAUUCUCGAGUUCGUGAAGCAAUCAACAGAAACUUGAAAGAACCAAACUCUAACAUGUAUGAUGAAGCCCAGCUGCAAAUAUAUACCUUAAUGCACAGGGACUCAUUCCCACGUUUUUUGAAUUCUCCAGUUUACAAAUCUCUUCUUGCAAAAAUGUCAGAAAUUCCAUCUGAUCCGUAAUUCCUAAUUUCUAAUUUUGAAAGCAAUUUAGAACCACUUGGAGCCGACUCCCUUGAGAUAUAUAAUUUAAAACUACUCAGGCUACUGUGAAAGAAAAAACAUAUUUAUCCAUUAGUUUUCAAUUUUUUCUUAAAUUAUAUGAUACAGAUACAAAUGCUACUGAUCAAACAUUAAUUUGAUAAUAUUUACUGUGAUUGGAAUAGGCAUGUGGAUUUAAUAUAAUGAUAUUAAGAAGGAGAAAAGUAAACUGUAUAUUUUAAGCUAUGAAUUUUAAAUGUAUUAUUAAUUCCAAAUAACUGCAAUAGUUACAUGUGUAUUUUACCAAAACAACAAAGUUUUAACUCAGUAACUCCAUAUAAAUUUACAUCAGUUGCAAGAGGCAUGAUCUCACAGGUAGGAUCCUGUAACUGUGUAAAUAUCUUUGAAAAUAUCAGCAAAAGAUAUUCCACUGCAGUACUAAAAACAAAGGAUCAGUUAUGUUUCACUGAUUCCUGAACUGGUUAUGCAACUACUGUAUGUUAUUUGUGUGUGUUGUCAUAAACAUGAAGUCAUAACCACAAAGCAUGGACAGUUCAAUUAUUUGAAAUAUAUCAUAUUUGAUAGACGCAUGAUGUACCCGUUAUUCCUGUCAUUGGAGUUUUGUAACAAAAUUAACAAGAAGCACAAUAGUAUUAAAAUAAAAUAAAAAGCUGAUAAAGAAAAAAUGCCAGACCUAAAAGCAUUGGUGCUUUUGUAUUAUUGAGGACUUUAAAAACUUUGUAAGAUAAUUUAAAGCUUUAUGAAGUUUUCAGAGGUUUAACUUUCCAAUUUUACUCUUACACCUUUAUGAAAGUAACGCGUAUUGUGUUAAGUUUAAGCAUCAACUUUUGGAUCAGGUUGCUUAUUUGCAUAAAAUUUAAAUGCUUUGUCAAAGAUUGUUUAUAUUUAUUAUGCGUAAUGCAAGAACAGAAAAAAGCAGAUUGGCAUUUAUGGUCAUUCUGUUGUAGCCUCUCUUUAAAGGAAAGAAUUUCCUAUCAUAGGGCUCCAAAUAGAAUUUAUUUAAUUUAUUACACUGAAAACUUUGAAGGAAAUGCAAUAUAUUAUUGAAGAAAAUGUCCUUUAUGACAUUUUUUAAAUUGUUGAAUGAGACAUUGGGCCUUCUGUGAGCUCGGUAAAGCAGGUCUGAUGUGCGUAAAUGCAUAUUUAUUAGUAUAAAUAUGAAGUGCAUGAAUAAUUAAAAAAAUGAAUAAGACAAACUAGAUUACAGAAGAAAAAUAAUACAGGCAGUAUUAAUCAGAUAUAUGGUCAUUUAAUGUAAAGUUAUGGUGAUGGCCUUACAAUUUUCUCUCACUCUCUCUUUCAUUUAUCUAUCUAUUUAUUUAUUUUCACUACCUCCAAUGUCCAUUGAUUUAUCUGGUGUUGUGAUUUGCGAUUCAACAUUUGUCUCAACUUGAAGCCCAUCACUGUAAAAUUUAUUUGGAGAUUGCUGUGAAAUGCUUUGCUUAUUAUUUAGCAUAAGUAUACUUCAAAUUAUAAAAUGAAUUCAGGAAAACAAAAAUCAAGGGCUAAUACUGUAUUCCUUAUGCAAAUAUUUCGAAGUUAUACAUGAGAGAAAGGUCUUAGAAUGUGUCACUACAAAAGCUGACAAGAAUAUGGUUUACAUGUAUUUUUUUCUGAUUAUACUGUCUGCUUCGGCAUUUUUCUUAAUAAGUUUCUUUAUUUAAAAACUAUACAUUCAUUGUGAGUAAUAUUUUACUAAUAAUUUAUAAAUAAUACUUUGGCUGGAAUUUUCACUGUGCUACAUUUUCUUGUGAAAGAAUCUAUGAAAUACUGUACUUUUUAGCUGAUAAUAUCCUACUUACUGUAUGCUAGAGUAGGAUUUUAAUGUUUACUACAAAAUGCUGUAAAUCCUACCUUAAAUUACAUAUGAUAUGGGAACAUUGUGUCCCCUUUAAUAAAACAUGCAUGUUUUUUUUAUAAAAAGUGUAUUUAAUAGGGAUGAGCCUAAAGUCGUACAGUGUAAUUGGAAACAAACGAAAGUUUCUACCUACCUCUCCAAGGAGAUGAAUAUAUUUAUAGGGCAUACAUGGAAAUAUAAAAUACAUCCAGCACUGUAAAAUAGGCAAGAUCUCCCAGAUAUUUACUUUUUUUAAUCAAGGUGGUCUUAGCCAGGCCGUUUUAAUCCUAAAAAUGUAUCAUUUUCAAUAAACAAAGCAUACUCCUUACGAUACUGCACUGCACAUCACCUGGUUACUCGACUCUGUCCACGGAGGGCCCCUUUCAGUGCAGGCUUUUAUUGUAGGUAGCCUCAUACUAGGAGGAUAAUCUGUGGGAUCUUCUUAAUGGUUAUUUUGUUCCUAAUUACUUUUUUUGGUUUCCAGCUUUGCGGUAUUCUGGAUAAUCUCUUAUGUUUCAGGGCUCCUCAACACAAUCGUUCAUCCAAAACUAAUUCUGUUUAAAAAUCCCAGACAGUCAGUUUUGAACAGUUCUAGAUGAGCAGCUCACAGGCAAGACUCAUUACAAACUUUCAUAUCACUUUAUUGUAACUGAGUUUGAUUUUAAGACAAUAUAUAGCAUGGAAAGAGCAAGUAGUUCAGAAACAAUGUGGAGUAAAAAAAAGGCCAAACUGAGAGCUCAAACAGAAUGCACUAUGUGAACACAUUAUUGAGAUUUAUGUAGACAUGAACAUUGGUGUCAACAAGAAACUGCACCCAUUGUGGUCCUCCAUGGUCGAUUGUAUGGUAAGGCGGUAAAGUGUUUGCUGAGAGAAAAAAAUAAAUAAAAAACAGCUAACAUAAACUUUGACUGAAUCAAUUUAUUAUUAUAGUGUGGAGUGUAGACUGGAUAUUGGAAAUGUUAACAAGCUUGUAUUAUUUUAUUAGGGUUAGGGUUAGGUAUAGUAGGCACAGUUAACAAAUGAGAUUUUACUCUUAUACCAAGCCUAAUUAGCCAUUCAAAUCUAUUAGGGAAGAUGCAUAAAGUGUUUGAAUUUUUAAUAGUUCUAAUGUGCAAAAAAUUUUAAAUGUGCAAUAUCAUUGUGGCUGGUUUCAACUGAAUAUGGUAAAACCAAAAAAGGUCAUAGUAUUAGCACACCGAGAGAGUUUUCUUUCUAUUUCCAUAUAAUAUAUUUACAAUAGAAAUUUGACUAGCCUAAAUUUGAAAUGUUUAAUAGAUGCAUGUUCUAAGUGAUUUGAAAACAUACACAUCUUACACUGAUAUGAAGCAACUGUUUUUGGAUUUUAUAAUAUUCAGGCAAUUUCUGCCACUUACACAUUGUGUACUAAGCCAAAACUUGUUGCAUUGUUAUUCAUUUUAGUUAGGUGGACGAUCACAUUCUCAAUGAUGAGUAAUGAUGGAUUCUUUUGAAAUGUGUGGCACUAUUUAGGGAAGGUUAGUUUUUUAUAUCUUUCUAAUUUUUAAAUUUAGUCUUAUAUUUCCUUUUAAAUUAAAUUGAUGCAAUAAGAGUUUUCUUCAGAAAAGGCUCUAGAUAAUGGCAGAAGGUAUCAAAGUUACAAUUUUGCAAGCAGAAUAUAACCAGUUUUUCAAUUUUAAUGAAGUGAUAGAAGACUUUUACAGUCCUUUACAUGACAGAGCGCGCCUUUCUUUCUGUAUUAUGAACAAACUACAUCAGCAAAAAAGGAGAAAAAAUAAACAUCACACCGCAUAAAAGAACACUUUCUACUGACCUUGCAGUCUUUAUACUUUCCUGCCAUUUACUCAGACAUGAUGUCUGAAAACAGUUUCAAUGCUUUUUUUUUUGAUAGAGGACAUCAGAAAGUCCCCUAAUUGAAGUAUGACUUUCAGCUAACUACAGUUCUUAAUGUUUUUAAGUACUGUAGUGAAUUUCUAGUAGCGAUAAACAAUGUGUUGUUAACACUUGAAAAGCUUUAUCUCACCUCAAGUUUAAAAAGAGACUGGUGUUUAAACUUGUUAGUCGCUCUUUUUUAUUUUCUAUUCUUUCAAGAGCUAUUUAAUUAUUGCUGCCUUGCAGGCAGAUUUGUGAAUACAAGUAAACUUUUUGGGUUAGUGAUCAUGAAUCGCUUGCCAAGCAACAAAGUAGCAGCAAGUUCAAAAAGAAAACCUUUGUAAAAUACCUCUCCAUGCAGAAUACAACUCCUCACUUCGAAGAUUAUUUAUUAAACCUUUUUUUAGUUAUAUCAAGAGUGCACAAGCUAAAGUUCAUUUUCUAUAAUGUUUCAUUAUUUCCUACAACCUUCCAAUUUUAAGUGAUUAAUUACGUGAAAAAUUUUCUCAAGAAGAGGAGAUGGGGUAGUUGUGACUUCUUUUUUAUCCUUACAGCACUUGCAGCUAUUUGUCCAUAAUAAAGUUGUUUUCAAACUAUUUAUGUCUUGUAAUCUCUCAGAACAUGUACUCCAACUGAGCUAUACACUAUUGUUUUGUAACUGUAUAUUGUAUGCCUUGAUCUCAUUAUAUAACCCUAAAAUGUUAUUUAUAAGUAAUACAAAGUCAAAAUGGUGCUAAACAUGCAUAUCGUGCACUUAAUGUAUAUGAGGCUGACAUGGUAGCAGCAAUUUUGAUAAAUUGUUUCUUUUAUUAUUGCUCUAUGUAACAUGUGUGUACAUAAAGUGGAGGAAAUUGUACGGAAUGCUCUCUUUAUUCAGAAAGCACUUGGCAAGAAGUGAAGGAAUAUUUCUUCUGUUGCUAACUUUGUGAAUCCUUUUAAUAAUGGCAAAAAACAAGCUUUUUUGAAGCAAUGUUUAAAUAAAUAAAUCAUGCCAGUACUGGAUACCUUUAGUAGAAAAAAAAAUUAUAUUCCGUUUGCAUAUGCAUUUAUUAUUUCUAUGUAAUGGAUUAUAAGAACAUUUUUGAAAUGUAUUGCAAUGUUAUUUAAAAUCUUAAAUGAAGUGUACAUAUCAAUCCUGUAUUCAAAACCUGUGCAUUGAAAUAAA